Messenger RNA from Erythranthe guttata (spotted monkey flower), 1030 nucleotides. RefSeq names its product Pollen Ole e 1 allergen and extensin family protein. Lineage: Eukaryota; Viridiplantae; Streptophyta; Magnoliopsida; Lamiales; Phrymaceae. The record is from RefSeq and is a predicted model, not a curated record.
UGCCAAAUGAAAUUCACAUGCUUUUGUUUCACAUGCAUUGAAAAAAGUUGCAUCCAACUCUUAGCUAAGAAUAAGAUUGCUACUUAGCUGCUACUACUCAAACACAACUGGCAUUCAUUAUCCACACACACACACACACACGAGAAAACACUGAACUCAUGAACUGCAUAUCAUAUCUAUGUAGUACACAAGACACUCCAUAUUCAUAUAGGCUCCUAGUUUAGCUAUCCAGAAAACAAAUUAAAAAAACCUUAUGAGGAAUUAAAUAAAUUUUCUCUUGUUGGAUUCCAAUUCUCUAGCUAUCUGGCUCCAAUGGGCUCAGUACUCUUUUUCUUUGUAUUAUCAUUCUUGUUGACUCAGUCUUCAUCCUUUCUCCGAGUCGUUGAGUCAUCUAAACAUUCAAUCUCCAACCCCCAAAUCACUGUCAUGGGCAUGGUCUACUGUGAUUUCUGCUCCAACAACUCCUUCUCCAGGCACAGCUAUUUCUUGCCAGGUGUUGAUGUUAGAAUAGAUUGCAUGUUCAAAGCAAUCUCUCCAAGAACAACUGAACAGAUAUCAUUUUCAGUAAACAGAACAACAAAUAAGUAUGGUAUUUACAAAUUGGAGGUACCCUCUGUUGAUGGUGUUCAAUGUGCUAGAGACAAAGCUGUGGGAAGUUCCUGCAGGGCAAUCCUUCUCUCUACCCCUUCGUCUUCGUUGUGUAAUAUCCCUUCUUUUCGGACUACAUCCGAUCAGAUUUCGGUCAAAUCGAAACAAACCAAUUCGUGCUUUUACAGCCUCGGCGCGUUGAGUUAUAGGCCAUCCAGAAGAAACACUUCCUUGUGUGGUAACAAAUAAUUAAAAUAUAAUAAUAUUAAUAAUAAUAAAUGUUGUGCUCAUUUAUAGUGUUGUGAUCUAGCUACUUGAGCAUUAUCUUGUUGUAAUAGAUAGCAAUUUUUCAACUCUUGAAGCUUUAGUGUUUUACUUGUUUUGAUCUAUCCUUCAUGUAAGAUUAUGAUAUGUCAUAUAUAUGUAUAAAUUUUUAAGGAGA